Pelobates cultripes (western spadefoot toad) is the source of this 42857-nucleotide messenger RNA. The record is from the annotation of a GenBank genome assembly. Lineage: Eukaryota; Metazoa; Chordata; Amphibia; Anura; Pelobatidae.
AGAAGCAGAAUGGAGAUCUUCCAGGAUUGUGCACUAAACAGGUAAUUGUAAAAUUAAAUUGAAAGGUUCUCCAAUUCUGGAGAAAUGUUUUUUUUUGUUUUUUUUUUUCUAAAUCAUCUUCUCCAGCUUGGCAAUUCUGGCAUAAAAUGUGUAAUUUUCGUUUUAUAAUUAUAUAUAUAUAUAUAUAUAUAUAUAUAUAUAUAUAUAUAUAUAUAUAUAUAUAUAUAUAUAUAUAUAUAUUUUUUUUAUUUAUUUAUUUUACAUGCUUGUGUUAUUUGCGAAGAUUAUAGAGCCUGGAGACUGAUAAUUUAAUUCUUCCCUAAAGAGGAAUUGAUGGCUUUUUGCUGGUUACAGGGACUUUUGCACACAAGUACGUGAAAGCAGUGUUUACGACUGUAUGAUGUCUAUAGCAGUAGUGUUUAAAGCGGCACCCCACUUGGAAAAUGGGCAUUUCGUAGAGAGAGAAUCUUUAUGAAAUACUAAUUUCAACUCAAUUUAGAUUUUACUGAAAUUCCAACCCAGUCAAGACAUAUGAGACAAAGCAGGGACCGUUGGCUCUAUAUUUCUCCUCCUCACUUUCUUGGACUCAAGGCAGAGUCUGAGUCAAUCUGGACAGCUGUCACCAGUGAUGGCUGCAGGGCAUUGGCUCUGUCUAUAGAGGAACUCGUGGUCUUGCAGGACCCGCCAUAGACCUCAAAGCUGUACUCUUGGGUAAACAUCCGCUCCUGGUACUUGCUAGGAGUGCCCUGGCACGCUACCUGGGUAAGUAGUUUAACCAUUUGGGAAAGGUUUGACAACUUUCCUGGGUCCAUAAGUUGCCCCUUCUUGCCUCCUCACAAUCUCAUGGCAGGGCCAUUUCAUUGGUUGAGAUAAUCAGCUGAUUUCUCUUAGCCAAUAAGCUAAGACCUGCAAGUAUCUUGGUGAAAAGGGCUUUGGGCUCUGACAAAGCUAGAAGCGAUGUCCAGUGGACUGCAGGUAAGAAGUCAAACUGUUCUAAAUUUCAAGGGCAAUCCUGGCUCCAUAUGCACUGCAGCAGACUGUGGUGGUUAUGAUUCUUGGAGUGUUGCUUGUAUCCAUGUAAACUUAUUAAAUAAAUAAAUUUGGCUGAGGGACUGGCCUCUGCAGCCAAUAAAUAUCCCCGCUUUUUGCCCAGCACUUACAUCCUUGUUAGUGCUGGGCAUUGACCAGGGAAAGUCCUGUUUUGAAAGGGACAUUCUUGGUACUGUAGUGGUUAUGGUGCCAUAGACACAAUAUACCUGCAAUCUGCCAAAUGACUUAAAUUUCUGUUGAUACUCUUAGCCAAUACUGUCUGAAUUGGGUGUGAUAAUGUGUAAUCAGGAAAUUCAACUUUAUUGUAAAACAAGCUUGAAAAAGUCCAAUUACCGAUUUUGUUUUGCCCAUACUGUACACCUUAUUAGAGGGACACUGAAGAACUGAGUAUAUGCUGGAGUAUUUUAUCAUCUCUUCAUUGUAUUGGUUUUUGGGCAAAGCCAGACUCCUAUGCCGGCAGUUUCUAUUCCAUACUUAGUGUAAACAUUGUAGUUCAGCUGUAUCCAACCAACGCAGAGCGGAAAAACAGCGGGUGUCAGACCAUUUUGUUAACCCUGUGAUAAAUUGCUGGUGAUCUGUACCGAGGGAAUUAUGGCACCUUAACCACUACAGUGAGCUGUAGACUCUAAUGCACUGGCUAGGAAGUCAGCAUGGUACCAUCAAGGUGGGGAGGUGUUCCCAAGCAGGGCCAGUAACAUAGGUAGGCUGGAGGUAGGAUUGACUAGGAGCCCUUUGUAAUGGCCGCAACUCUGGAGAGGAGAUGAUUACUUAACUCCCAAGGCAAUAAAAAACCAUUAUCUUUGAAUAAUGACAUUCAUUGUUUUGGAGCAUGCUAUCUGUUAAGGUAAAUCGAUCAUGUCAGGUUCUUUUUAAAUGCAUUUGUUAUUUUGGAUAUUAUAAGGAUACUGGGGUUUCUUGUUGUGUUGCUUGUGCCAGGUAGAGUUGGCCGGCUCCAAACCUCUUAACUUGAUACUGCUUAACCUGGAGAACAGGUACCCAACCUGCAAAUGUGGAGACAGCUGUAUAGGUUUAAAGGAAUACCAACAGGUAUUACUGACCCUAUAGUGUUUAACCCACCAUUAAGGUGGCUUGCCCCCAACUUUCUCCUGUUUUCUAACAUCCGUCACAUUAUAGAGAGUAGUACAUUUGAAUUUGGUUUUAGACAAUUGGAAGUUUCAGCUACAUCCUGUACCAUACAUUUAUCCUAACAUUUGCAAUGUCGUUUUUCAUGUUUACAGUUGCUAUAUUGUGUUUUCUAUCACAUUAUAUUUUAUCAAGGUUUUCUAAUUUGUUUCACUUCUAUUUGGAGAUGUCUGAUCUAUGGCAGUUUGCGUACACCUAAUGUGAGAGGGAUUACCACUAAAUCGCUGCAUUUUUAAAUUUAUGGAUCACUUCGGGAUGCGUGUUAAAUUUUUGCAUCUGGCCAGAAACGUAUAUAGCAUGAGCUCAUAGCAAUGCAUAGUGUUUGGUAUACGCCAUCCGCUUUGUUUUAUCACCAUAAUGAGCCAUAGUUUACUGCUUUUAUUCUGCUACAUCACAGGCUACAUAAAUGCCAUUUACAGUUUAUCUACUUUAUAUCUUCCAGAUGUUGAGCUGUUCAAACUGCUUGUAUAUAUUGUCAUAUAAGUCGUGUGAUACAAAGGAGGAAAUGUAUCCGUGUUGCCUAAUAGUCUGUGUUGGGAGAGAUUUAUUUUAAUAGAUAGGAACAAGCGCUCACUACAAACAGGGUAGGUGGGUGGGCAGCAGUAGAUCUGUGCGAAUUCCCAAAUUCUCACUGGCAAAACAGAUAAGCAGGGUGAUGAACCACCAGAAAUAAAUAACAAAAUAUAUAAUUACAUACACUGAGAUAUGAUGAUUUCACAACUCACAAUAAAUAGAGCUGCUGAGAGCUCUGCUGUAAUGUGCCUGGAUGGUUCAAUCCCAGUCUGUGGAUAUUUGUAGCUCUGUUUGGUGGUUCUAUCAGUCCAGUAUAUAUGAGAAAACACAAUAGAGAACCACUACAGCCUAUUGUAAUUGUUUCAAUGUCUAUAUCCUGUCCCUGUGGGCUUUUCAAUGGAAACACUGCCUUUUCCAAGGAAAGGCCGUGUUUACAUACUGCCUAAUGACACCUUUAGUGACAGUCACUCAGACAGCCUCUAGAGGUGCUUCCUAAUUCAGUGCUGCACAAUGUGCAGCACCUACGUUCAUUGUCUCCACACUCUGUAUGGAGGUGCUGAAAUUUGCCCAUAGAGAUGCAUUGAUUCAAUGUAUCUAUAUAAGUAGAUGCAGAUUGAGACAUACAUUUUCUCAUACGCACAAAUUGUCGUUUAUUUUUUUUUUCCCUUCUUGUUUUUAUAUUUAAGUCCACUGAGCCUCCCUACCUUAUGGAGAGCUAGAGUGGAUACUUUCCCUAGGAUCCAGUGGAGCUACUGUAAUCUUAAAACUCUCCUUGCUCCGCUCCCUCACACACUGUUAGUGAGUGACUUCAUAUUCCAGAUCCUGGCAUCACUAAACCGCGCGCGAGGGAGCAGAGAAGAACUACAGAAAGAGUACUGCUCCCUCGGCUAGUUGCCGAUCUGACAAACACCCCGGCACCAGGACAACAUUUCUAGUCUCCAUGGCAACCAGGCACCUGGGAUUUGUUGAGCCCCGUCACAGAUGCGUUCUUAUUGCGUCAUUGGAUAUUGGUCCAUGGCUCCUUUCCUUAAUUCUUUUUUUUUUUUUUUCUCAUCUUUAUGAUAUGCUGGAAGAGUUUCUGAAGAAAGACACAAUUAGCCUCCGUAGUCCCCACUAUCAUAGACUUGUCCCUUUUGGUUUUUGGCAAAAAUGCUUUUAGUCUCAACUGUGUAAAAAAAGCGCUCUGGGUCUACUACUAGGUCAAAGAAUUCGAUUUCUGCAUUUGACAAAAUGAUGAGCCUUUGGACAGUACCAGUAGUUCUGCACUGCUGAGAUCUGCCAUGGAGAUGUUAACAACAUUUGGCGUUUUCUAGUGUUGUACGUCAGCGUUAGUGGAGUUGUUUUGUCCCUUAUUGGUGGUAGUCUCUCCUUUGGUCCGGGCCCCUAGGUAGUUUUUUUUUUUUUGCUUGUCCUGAUCCUGGCUUGAUCUAAAAAAAAAAAAAUGCAAUCAAAUGUGUCUGAGUGAAUAGUGGAUGUCGCCUAACAAUGUAAUUUGCCAUUUUUCCUUACACACUGUUUGUAUGUAUAUUAAAACUAUAAUAAAGAUUCAUAUUUUAGAAAACUGUUCUGUGUAACUGCAUUUUUAAAAUACAAAAUUAAGACCAGUUUUGAAACUGGGCAAGUUGAGGUAGGAAUAUGCAGUGUACAAUAUUUACCAGUGUUUGCUCUUCCCCAGUAGUCAUGUGGUUCACUUUGACCACAAGGAGGUGUUUUAGUGUUUGUUUUGUUUAGGGUUUUGGUUUUUUUUUUUCUUAAAGAAUUGGUUUUACUGAGAGGAUUGUCAUUGAACAACCACUGUCGUUGAAGGGCAAUAAGAGGAAAUGAUUAUAAUGAAAGACCACUAAGCAAGGACCAGUGACAGAUAUUCCUAAGAAGCAAAUGUUCAAAACUUUUGUUAAAAAAAUACAAAUAAAGUAUAUCUGAAUAAUUAAGAUAGAUCGUGCGUGUGUCUAUGUAUAUAUGUUACAGCCAUAGGCAAAGGACUUGUCAAAAUCCUAUGAGAAGCUGUAAAGGAUUUAUCACAGGACUUUCUUAAAAUUCAGUACCAAAGCAAAUCCUGUUUAAUGACAUGAAUUGCUUUGGUGUUGAAUUUGUAGAAAAACUGCAUGUUUAAAAAGUAUAAAUUUUCUCUAAAAGGAAGAGAAAUGUUGCAAAAUCUAAUUUCUUUAAUGUGACCACAAUUUCGCCAUGUACCUUUAAAAGUUGCAAAGAAUAAUUUGUAUCUGUUGUAUAUCAUAAACCGUUUACAUUUCCAAAUUGCAGACUCUGUGUCAAAUGACUUGUACAUUGCCAGGAAUAGAUAAAUAUGCAUUUUAGAAGACUUGUCUGGUCCCUGUACAUCCCUUGGCCUGCUUUCUAGUUAAAGGGACACUAUAGUCACCUGAAGAACUUUAGCUUAAUGAAGCAGUUUUGGUGUAUAGAACAUGCCCCUGCAGCCUCACUGCUCAAUCCUCUGCCAUUUAGGAGUUAAAUCCCUUUGUUUAUGAACCCUAGUCACACCUCCCUGCAUGUGGCUUUCUUUAUUGCAAGUUCUGUUUAAUUAAAGGACCACUAUAGUGCCAGGAAAACAUACUCGUUUUCCUGGCACUAUAGUGCCCUGAGGGUGUCCCCACCCUCGGGAUCCCCCUCCCGCCCGGCUCUGGAAGGGGGAAAGGGGUAAAAACUUACCUUUUUCCAGCGCUGGGCGGGGAGCUCUCCUCCUCUUCUCCUCCCCGUCGGCUGAAUGCGCACGCGCGGCAAGAGCUGCGCGCGCAUUCAGCCGGUCGCAUAGGAAAGCAUUAUCAAUGCUUUCCUAUUGACGCUGGCGUGCUGUCACUGUGAAAAUCACAGUGAGAAGCACGCAAGCGCCUCUAGCGGCUGUCAAUGAGACAGCCACUAGAGGGAAUGGGGGAAGGCUUAACCCAUUGAUAAACAUAGCAGUUUCUCUGAAACUGCUAUGUUUAUUUAAAAAAUGGGUUAACCCUAGCUGGACCUGGCACCCAGACCACUUCAUUAAGCUGAAGUGGUCUGGGUGCCUAGAGUGGUCCUUAAAGAUUUUCUUAUCCCUGCUAUGUUAGUAGCUUGCUAGACCCUGCAAGAGUCUCCUGUAUCUGAUUAAAGUUCAAUUUAGAGAUUGAGAUACAAUUAUUUAAGGUAAAUUACAUCUGUUUGAAAGUGAAACCAAUUUUUUUUCAAUGCAGGCUCUGUCAAUCAUAGCCAGGGGAGGUGUGGCUAGGGCUGCAUAAACAGAAACAAAGUGAUUUAACUCCUAAAUGAUAGUGAAUUGAGCAGUGAAAUUGCGGGGGAGUGAUCUAUACACUAAAACUGCCUUAUUUAGCUAAAGUAAUUUAGGUGACUAUAGUGUUCCUUUAAAUUUUACAUGUGUAUGCAUUUUUAUUAUAUAGUUUUAUGGUAUUCCACCAAUAUGCCACUGGCAAACUGCAAAUCUGUGUUUACAGCUGUCGUCACGGGCAAUGCAUGUAUAUGUGCUUGUAGGGACUGAGAUGUCUAAAAACAAUGAGAUGUUUGGUCAGUUUAUACGAGCAUCUGUUGUGGAUCCCAAGCCAUUGCACAUCUGACAUUUUAUAUAUCUGUUCUGUACAUCAGGAAGUUUCUGUUCAAUUUUAACCUGAAUGAAAUAAAUCUGUAAAUCACAUAGUUUAUAAAAUCGAAAAGUAUAGUUACAGUCCCACAUUCCUUGUUUUAGUGAAAAGGACUUUGUUUGUUGAUGCAUUGUCACACUGAAAGCCGUGAGAAUUGUCUGUAGUUCUUCAAUGGCUGAGGGACUACUUUUACACCAUCCUCGGAUUGUGACGUUACUUGUACAUUUUUAGUAAAUGGACAUUUGGUUCUUAUUUUUUUUUUUUUUCUUAAUCUUUUCUUCAGCUUGAGCUAUGGAGCCGGACACCCUUCCCAUUCAGAGACGGAGCUUCUACACAGGCAGACAUAUGCAGCCACUCAUCAGCUCCCUGCAUACGCAACCACUCACCACCCCUCAGGUAUGGGCUACACAUUAUAACAGACAUUUCCCAUCUGUGACAAUCAUCGAGACGUUUUAAUGAUCCCUCUUAACGUUGAAAUUCCUUUUCCUUUAAUGUCGUGCAAGUAUGUGGAACGAGGCCUCCCCAGAACUGAAUACAUAUAAUUAAAAAAUAUAAGGGUUUCAUGGUUGCUGCAUUUUAUUUAGUGAUUGCUUUGCAUUAAGAAUUUUAACCCAAAAUUGCUCUUUUGACUUAAAUUGGCUUUGUCACUUUCUGGGAUCGUUGCAAAGACCCCCAAAGGUGACACCUAUGAUCGGAUAAAGCCAAUUUAGCAGAUAUACUCCUCUAAAGCUCUCCGUUCUGGAUUGCACUAUCUUUUUUCAGAUCCUGGUGCUUAAUCUGUCAGGAGCCCCACAUCAGUGCUGUUCUGCCACUCAUGCAGGAGAAUACAAAACAAGAGCUCUCUGGAGGAUCCCGUGAAACUGCAGGAUCCUCCAUAGAUUAACAUAGACAUUUUUUAGAAUGUUUUGACUGAACUAGAUUUGUAAUUCACCUAAUGGAUCGGUUUCUUUGUUUGCCUUUAGGUCUGUCUGGAAUUUUUGACACCAGCCUUCAUGUGGCCGGUGGGAACACUACAGAAACUUCUGUAAUGAACUUUCUCUCUGCCAUUGAAUCUCGGACUGCCCAAGCUUCAUCAGGGACAACUCUUCUUCCGCAGUUCAGGGCACCAUCAUGGCAGACUGGUACGUCUACGGUUUGUCUAUGUUGUCGGCAAACCGCCCAACAGCAUGAUGCUGCGCAGCAUCCUGCCUAGAGUUCAUCAUUUAGUCCUAUAAUGAUUGGAAUUAUAUUGAAUUUGUAUUAAAAUAUGAGAUUUACAGGCAAUUCCUUUAAUUAGCCUCAGCAGCGGACUCUACUAAAACCCCUAGUUCUCCUUUUUCUUUUUUCCUCUCUCUCUGUUGUUCAGGGAGAAGUUACAGUUACAUUCCCUCACUCCAGUAAAUACUAGUAAAAACUUUACUGAUUUGAGUAACGCAGAGGAGAGAACAUGAGAGUGCAUGGGAGUUUGGGAUUUUUCAGUAGCGAUAUUUAUGCAUAUGACACUUCUGGGAUUCAUUUAUGGCAGAGCAAGUAAACAGAUUUGUUUUUUCUUUCUGUUUAUUUAAUUUUCUCUUGUAGUUGGCUAAUCCAAGGCCUGUGCAGAAUCUCACUAGUCACCAUUCCUCUAUCAAUUACAAAUGCUUCGAAGUGCAUUUAUUAUUAACAAAAUGUCCUGCUGAUUAAAUCUGAGCCAAGUUUUUUUUUACAAAAAGCUGAUUUAUGCAAUAUAUAUAUUCAAAAACUCAAAUCUGUAGAUAGAAGAGUAUUUUUUCUGAGUGGAGUAUUGUGCAGGCUUGAAAAUGAAAUUGCAUGUAGGCUGAAGAAAUGAAGAGGGGGGGCAGGGGCUGACUAAGGGGGCAGGAGCUAAGGAGGGGGGGCAGAGGCUGACUAAGGGGACAGGGCUGAGGAGGGGAAUAAAAACUCCCCAGCGGGCCUGUGAGAAGAGCAGUGGAAGUCACGCCCCCUCCUCCUGACAUCAUCAGGAGAGGCCGGCCGACUCCAUUGGCUGCAGGAAGAGGUAAGUUGAAAAAUCUGAGUCCUCAGCCAGAGGCAGUGGAUUCAGAUGUUUCCUUUUUUUGCUGGAUGUGGCUGGCCCUGGCGGAUUUAGGGCGGCCAGGGGGGCAAUUGCCUCACUGCCCCUCUUCCCAGUCCGCCCCUGACGCAGAUAUCCUCUGUUCUUUCGUCCAUAGCUGUGCCAGCAGCAAACCGAUAACCUAGUUUUUAUUAAUUGUUAUUCACCCACAGCAGGGCUGCCAGGGAUUGCUUAGUGCGGAGUUUGACUUGCUUAUUAAAUAAUAUUUUACUUGAAUAAUACGUGAAUAAACACAGAAAUAUGGCCACAGUCACCUCAUUUUGAAUCAUUGGCAUAUACCUUGUACUAAUUGGUUCAUGUUUGCUUUAUUUUUGUUCUGUUUUCAAAUGUAAAUUGCUGAAAAGUAUAUGUGCAUGAAAUAGUAUUUUAACCUGUUGUUUGCUUUUUUCAGGCAUGCAUUCCUCAACCGCUACAGAACUGUUUGUUACGGGAGCACUGCAAACAUCUGGAACAUUUCCAACCUCUGCACUCUCAGCCUAUCAGCACCCAAACACAUUUAGCUCCAGGAACUUUGCCACAACCCCAUCUUUGGCCCUCUCAGACGGUACCUUCAGCGCUACAACAAAUGGUCUACUUUCUCCCCAUGACCCUUUGCUUCAGAUUAAGACAUCGCAGACCCCCACCGCUUUGACUUUUGAACGGCUUGGCAGCGCUGUUUUAAGUACCAGCAUCCCACAAUCAUCAACAUAUCGAUCUGCCCAGGAGUCUGCACCCCAUCUCUUACAGCCUCAGUUCAGCUUAUUGCCUUCGGCACUUGGCGGGACACAGCAAACUGCUCAGCCAUACAGUACGUCAGUUUUUACUGGCUCCACUGCCUCCAUAGAAAGAGCACUUCAGAGGGAAUGUAGUGUUAUUAAACACCAUCAGAGGCCUUCAAGUACACAGUCUGUUCAAGGGCAACUAUCUGGUACUCAGCAUUCCUUAACCAAUUAUUUAACAAAUGCAAGUGGAGCUUCUUUGCAGGAUGCCACAAGGCAGUCUGCUCUAUUAUGCUCUCCACUAGGGGCACUUACUCAGGUGAGCAAUGGGGCAACAGUGCAGAAAACGUCUCAAGUUUCAGUGGAGUUAUCUCAAUCUUAUCCAUCUGUUAUCCCAUCUCCCGGUUACCCUCCUUCAAUCUCAAAAUCAAAAAACUGCCCUACAAAGGCACCUCCAAGGUCUUCGAAGACCCCAAAGUCUCAGAGUGUUUCUCCUGGGCAAUCCCAAAGUUAUACCAAGUCUUCACAGAACCAGAGUUCUGUCAUUUCAAGCCAAGCACAAGUCUACUCCACGGCACAGCUACCCAGUCUUCUGUCUGUAAGCCAAUCUCCCAGCUAUGUUUCAACACAAUCACCAAAUCUGCCAUCUGCUAGUCAAUCACAAGUGUUUUCUACCAUGAAAACUGAGAAGCUGCCUCCACUGUACAAACCACUCACUUCAUUCUCAAGCCAGUCGCAAACCAUAACUUCUGGCAGCCAGACACUAACUUUUUCAUCAGAUCAGCAACUUGCUCUGUCUUCAGUUUCAAGCGAGAGCUACUCUGAUCAAACAAGAGAUUUGUCCUCCGCUAACCAGUCACAAAAUUAUUCUUCCAGUAACACUCAGGGUUUAACUCCUGUUAGCCAAUCACAAGUUAGCUAUUCAUCUCAAUCGCAGGUGAUGUCACCCGUAAGUCCUUCAGACAGUUACACUUCAGGACAAAACCUACCACUGGCUUCACCAUCUCUUCCAUUUUCUGCUUCCUCGCGUGGUCAGAAUUUGUCUGCUUCGAGUCCAACUCAGAAUUACAUUUCUAUGCAUUCUUCACAGAACACGCAAGGUUCAACUUCUCCACAGUCCCAGAAGUUUUUGCCAACUGUUCAGUCUCCAUCUUUUUCAUCCCCAUCCCAUUCACAAACUUUGCAGAGCGGUAGAUCAUCUACAGAUUCAAAGUCCUAUGGGAAAAGGAAAUCUGAAACCAACCUCUAUGCUUCUGUAAAACAAGAGGAGAAGUUUCAGAUGCAGGACUUGCAGGCAUUACAACAAUCUUCUCUUGAGUCUUCUAACCAGGGACUUGGUGAAGGUGAAAUGAGUUCACAGGAGACUGCCUAUAAUGUUUCAAAGUCUGAUGAUCGGUAUUCUCAAAGUGUUAUUAAAAGUAAUUCUCGCCUCGAGGACCAAGUCCUUGGACUUCAAGGAUCUAAAAAGGACGAACGAAUGAUCAGCCCUGUGUCUCACAUGUCCCAGCAUGUGAGCCACAUGAAUAAUACACCUGGCCAUGACCCCAAAAAGGCAACAGACUUGAUACAGUCCACGCAGGUGAAUGCUAAAGACUUAAGUCAGCAUAACAUGAUGCACAAAGUGCAUGAUACAAAGAUGCAGGAACAGCAGAGCACAUCUCCACAGAUGCAAGCUGCGUUAAGACAUUCACAGCAUAUCCAGCUACCUGUUACACAGGUACUUCUAGAGUCAGGCUGUGAUUUGAUGUUCCAGCAGUCUAUGUUACAGGCAAACAUGGGACAAGCAAAGGCUUCUGUAUCGAUGCAGAGGAUUCAGAGUCCUCAACAGGUAACUCAGCAGUUUCUGCAAAUGGAUGGACAUAUCAUCCAGAGCAACGGAGGGCAGUCUCAGCAAUCCCUCCACUCUCAAGGUUCAGAAGUAAUAAAAAUGGACACUUCAGAUGGGAAACACCUGCAAUCAAAUCUGCACGCAAAAGAUCAUUUCAACCCAAGAAGUCGGCUUGAUUCAAAGAAUCAGUUUGAUUCGCUGAACCCAAUGUGUUUCUCUGAGUCUAUGCUGCUAAGCGAUGAAAGAAAUUUUUUGUCUCAGGUAGAUGACAUAUUAGCGGCUACGGCAGCUCAAGAGUUUGCCAAGUCUUCUAGUGAGGACAAUAUGUCUGUUAAAAACGAAGAUGCAAAGUCUCGCUUUCAGUCCAUAAAUGUAAGGCAUGCUUCUCCAACUUACACACCCACAAAGCAGCAAAACUUAAGCACCCUUUCUUUAAAUGGUGGCCAAACCGCAAUAAAUCUUUCCACCGUUUCUACGACUCAAUCCAAAAAUGUCAAUUUAGAUCAAUCACACAUUCAACCGCUAGAGCAGGAUUUGCAGAGUGGGAUGGGUUCGCCAGUGCUCGGGACCAGUCACGAUGAUCAUGAGAAGAAUUCUGAAAUAAUAAAGAAGCAUUCUAAUGUCAGUCGGGAAUCAAAAGAAGGUGUUGAGGUAAAUGAUGAGGGCAUGGAUUCUGAAUUCAUGCCCAACAGCAAGAGCCUCAACGAAGAGAGUGCUGCUCCGGAUGGAGACUUUAUUAUGGGCUCUGAGGCAAAUGUAUCCGGUGUUGGUCAGGCUCCCGGCCAACUUCUAUCAAAGACUGAUCCUCAGGUGAGUGGGAAAUACAGUAACCAAAUAGAAGACAACUGUCGAGAUCCUACUCAGGACAGCCUUCAAAAGAUGAAGGCAAAAGAUAAAACGCUAAUGAAACAUUUUGCAGAAGAUGAAAAUCAAAAUCAGAAGCAAGUAAAACGGAAUGUACAAAUGAAACGUCCUUUGCCUAAGGGUCCAGAAGCGUGUAUGCAAUAUUCCACUCAUGCGUCUGAGGGUUAUUAUGAUACAUACCAGCACCAGGAAAGAAUGAGGCAGAAAAUAAAGGAGGUGGAAGAGAAACAACCAGAAGUAAAAAGCGGGUUUAUAGCAUCUUUCUUAGACUUUCUAAAAACGGGACCAAAACAGCAGUUUUCAGCUCCUGCUGUUCGUGUGCCCAACAGAAUAAGGAGGUCUUGUACUCCAGUAAUCAGGGCUCCUGGUCCUAGUCCUACUUCUCAGGCCCAGUCAGUGGGGGCCCCUCCAGCUUCAGAUACUGGUGGCUCUAGCUCUCCCAAAAAGACAGAGGAAGAGUUUAAGAAAAAUCUUGAGACAUUGCCUUCGUUCUCUUCGGAUGAUGACGAUUCUGUAGGAGGCAAUAAUGACCUUCAGAAGAGUAUAACCACAGCUCUGUCUGCCUUGGAUGAAACGUCAGAUAGAAAGAACAAAGCAGGUGAGCGAUUUGUAUGUUUUGGGUUUUCUUAUUUUUUUUUAUUUUUUUCUUCAAAUAAAUGUGCGUCUAUAGACUUAGAGCGCAAGUAAAGCAUCAUAUUACACCUUUUACAUGGAAGGAAUAUCAAAUGUUAAAGGGACACUCCAGGCACCCAGACCACUUCUGCCCAUUGGAGUGGUCUGGGUGCCAACUACCACCACCCUUAACCCUGCAAGUGUAAUUAUUGCAGUUUUUAUAAACUGCAAUAAUUACUUUUCAGGGUUAAGUCCUCCUGAUAGACAGCCACUAGAGGGACUUCCGUGUUCUUAGAACACAAAAAGUGUUUUAAACGACGCUGGACGUCCUCACACUAUGCAUGAGGACCUCCAGCGUCUCCGGAAUCACCAUGGGAAAGCUUUGAAUAAUGCCUUCCUAUGGGGAGGUCUCAUGUGGGCGCAGCCAUUGCUGCACAUGCGCAUUAGGUCUCCCCCACCAGCUGACGGCGGGGGAGGAGCAUGGGCAGAGCCUAACCCAGCACCGAGGAACAUUGGCGUAAGUCACUGAAUGGGGUUUUAACCCCUUCAGCAACAUGGGAUGGUGGGUGAGGGAUAUGUUUUUCUGGCACUGGAGAGUCCCUGUAAAUAUACUUAUAUUUUCCAGAUGUGCUGUAAACUUAUGUUCAAAAGUAUUAUCAUAUUCUUUUUAGCCUUGUUUUUUUUUAUGGGAAUCGGUCACAAAGAUUUGGAAUUUGUGUUGCAGUUAAAAAUGGCCAGCUGCACAAUAAAACACUGACAGUCCUUUAAGUUUAACUUCUAGCUAAGAUUAUUAUAAUUAUUGACUGGGUUUUAGCUGAUGCUUGAUGUCCUCAUGCAGAGCAUAAGGAUGUCCAGCAUCAGGCAACCAAAAGUCGCCCAACAACCUGGAAGCGCAUCUAAUGGCUGUCAGGUAGACAGCCACUAGAGGUGGAGUUAACGCUGCAAGGUAAUUAUUGCAGUUUUUCAAGAACUGCAAUAAUUACCAUUGCAGGGUUAAACUGACAAGCUCGCUGCACCCAGACCACUUCAAUGAGGUGAAGUGGUCUGGGUGUCUCUAGUGUCCCUUCAAUAACAUUGCAUGGCUAAAACCAAGCACUGCAAUCCACUUCAUUUUAUUCUGCACUCCAAACGGUGGUUUGUCUUUCCCUUUUUUUAUAUAAUCGGAGAGAGACCACCACCACCGAUAUCCACAAGUGGGGGUUAUGCCACUUUCCAGGCUCCGGAACACAUGGGUGCACAUCCGCUAUAAUUUUUUAUACUUUUUUCUUUUUACUCCAAGGACACCGUGGGUGCUGCCCAAUGCCUUGUGUUUUCAUCCAUUUUGUAAUAAUAUGUAUACUUAUCAAGUUAGGGUUUGUCAUGUCUGAAAAGUUAAAUUAAAGUCAAUAAUUAUUAAAGCCUCUUUCAUUUGCACCUGGCAGUCAGCAUACAGAGAAUAUAGAGAGGCAUAAACGUUUAUUUUAGUUUUUUAUUUCUCCUCAUUUGCAAUGUUUGCUCUGGCUCUGCUUUGUCGGAAAAUCUCGUGAAAACAAAUUGUCAUUCAUUGUCUUAUUUAAAGAGUUACUCCAAACCAUUUUAGUGCAAUUUUAGUUUUUGUUUUAUAAUGCAGAAUUGGGCAUUAGUUGUUCGGGUCCCCCCUUUAAAAACCUGUAAAAGAAGGAAGUCACUUACCUGGAAUAUAGCAGACAUCGCAGCCUCCCUCUCUGUAGUCCAUUCAAAUGUUUCUCUAUGAGAAGCAUGUGGUUAGAUCUUUCUCCCGGCUCAGAGCGCAUGCACACCCUCAGAGCUGUGGAGAGGGGCUCAGCACUGUAGGGAGACAGACACAGCAGGGAAGGCUCAAUUGAAAGAGAGAUAGGAGAUCAAGGAUUACACCUUCAGUUGUGCUGCUCACCACGUCUCUCUCCAGCAUGCAUUUUACACAGAAUGAACAUUAGACUGUUCUUGGCUGCGUACGUCACGUGUGCUGGAGGUGUAUUUAGCCAGUGAUACAAAAGUGUAGAUGUUUCUGAAUGUACAGUAUUUUAAGCAGAAAAGCUGUAUAAACAGAUUCCUACCACCAUGGCCACUUCUAAAAGCAGAAGUGGUUAUGGUGGUUGACGUAACCCUUCAGUUGUGUAGAUUUCAGAUCAUUGACAGAUCACCCUGCAAGUGCAGUCGUUACACAGGCAUAUGUUUUUGUUGUGGGGCACAUUGACAGGGCAAGUAAUUUUGAUAAAGGUGACCUGUGACUGGACUAUAUUUACUAUGGUUUUGUUUGUGUGUAUGUUUGUAGAUAUUUAAAUUUUUUUUAAAUCUCCAGGAAUAGACGGAACCAUCUAACAUAACAAACAUAGGGCAAUAUUGAGUGAGCACCAGAAUUAUAUUUCUUUAAUUUUUACUUAUAUUUAUAUUUAUUUAUUUUAGUUUUUUUAUGUCAAUGUUUGAAGACAAACCGGAGUCCUAAUAUAUCUACUGAAUAGAUGCGUUGUAAGGGUAUAUAUUUUCUAAAUCCCGAUACACAUUUUUCCACUGGUAUUUUGAGUGUUUCUUUUACACAUUGUAUACCUGAAAUGUGUCUUGCCAGUUUAUGUUGGUUCUAUGCAAAGUAAUCUCUUUCAGCCACACCUUCUCUCAUGCCUUAGUUAUUGACAUUGGCAAUGCCGGGACUGUAAACAUUUGCAUCUUUAAUAUAGUCCGAGUUACUCAAGCUAUGAACUAAAGUGGGAAUUGGGGAACUUUUCUUUUUGGCUAAGCACUGCAAUGUACGUCCUGAUAACCAUGUUUUUCUAAAAUACUUGUGGGGGUUCUCUAAAUCACAUUAUAUUAACCUCAGCCACCUCAACGCUGUUUUAUUAAAAUAAACUUUUCAUCGAUGAAAGGAUAUGGAUUCUUAGUUAAUUGAAGUAUAUUUAAACUCAUCCUUUUUAUUCCUUUAAGUAUAUGACCGGAUCCCUCAGCCAAAUACAUACACCUUGGGACAGACUCUGUUUGGAAGCCCCUCUAUGGUCUUUCCUGUUUCACUCCCUGCACAAUGCAGUGGCAUCAUCUGAUUGACUGACUGUCAAAUUCAAACACUGUCAGACCGAGGUGCCUUUAUGUGGCUGAAGCAUUCUGUCACAUACUAAAGGUGUGGAUGGGAUUUUAAAUUUUAUUUUUUUCAUAUACUUAAUGAACCAGUGAACAGUAGCAGAAUACGCAUAUGGGGAGUUUACAGUAGUGUAUCCAUAGUCUGUUAAUUUCCCCAAAAUAAAACUAAAAAUUUUUUUUUUUACUAUUUUGACAGAGGUUUUUGAUAUAAAACGGUCAAAUUAAAAAGUGUCAAAAUACUCAUAAAGAUCAUAUGGGGAUGGACUUUUCUCUAUACUUUUCUGUGGUAGUUUUGGAUUUUGUGACUAUUAAAUCUUUAAUCUCAAAAUGCUAAAUUUGGCAAAGUUUUAGAUUUAAAACCGUAAUCCACUCCUUACAAUAUUUGUGGACACAACACACUCACACUCUAGUCUAAAAGGCAGUGUCUCUCCCUCUAGUCUAAAAGGCAGUGUCUCUCCCUCUAGUCUAAAAGGCAGUGUCUCUCCCUCUCUAUAGUCCAAAAGGCAGUCUCUCUCCCUAUCUCACUCUUAUUCCUCCCCCCCAUCAUGGGAUUAGGCAAUUUACAAACUUGAAGUACUUUUAAUUCAGUAAAGCUGGCGUAUGUUAAAUAUUCUAAUGUUUUCCAAUACCGUUUUUUUUUUUUUUUUCUGUGUGUUUACUUUUAACGUGUUCUACUAUUUACUUUAUUUAGUUUUUUCUCCAGAAGCAGAAAAGGCGGGAGCAUCCGGUAAACAGGAAUCCACACCAGUGUCUUCCCCAAGGAAUGCUCAGGAACAGUCUAAAGCGUCAGAUUCCCUCAAACCAGCCCCGUCUGACCCCUCCCAAACUGAGCAACUGGCUAAGUCACAGGAAAUGGUUGCAAUUGAAGGAUGCACCGAUGACGAAAAUGAAAGUGGCGGAGAAGGGAUAUACCGAGAACGUGAUGAGUUUGUUGUAAAGAUUGAAGACAUAGAAAUGCUCAAGGUAAUCAUUAAUUCCGUGUGUGUGCUUGUCUGUCAGAGGGUUUUACUUACUCUCUGUGAUCAUACAUUGCAUACACCUGCCAUAAAGCCAAUGUUACCCCAUUUGUGGCAGGUUCUAUUCUAACAACCCGAUGCCUGUUCUUAUGACAUUAACCCACUUACUUAGGAAAUCGUGGCAUUUUUUUUUGUGUGUUUUUAGUUUUUUACAAAUGAGACUGCAGGAACAAACUUUGCACUAAAACCAAUACAUUAAGUUGUUGUGGUUCUGAUGUUUUCAUGUCCCUUAAAAGACGCAGAAUGAACCACACGUUUAGCAAGAAAUGUAAAUUCAGCAAAUCUGCCCAAUCUGAGAAACCUGACCAGUUAGUUACUCACUCAAACCUUUACACAGGAAGCUUUGCGUUCAGGCAAGGAACCGCCAGCUAUUUGGAAAGUUCAGAAGGCUCUGCUCCAGAAAUUCAUCCCUGAAAUUCGUGAAGGUCAAAGAUCAUUUGCUGCUACCAACAGCGUAAGUAGAACAACUUAAAUAUUGUGUAUCAACAUACAAGACCACACACGUUCUUAGCAUAAGAAAAAUAGGAAAGUAUACAAAGGACAAUGCAGUUUAAAACCAUUUUGCAUACACAUUGUUACAUAGUAAUAUACGUUGCCAAGACUCAAAUCCAUCAAUUUCAACCGUUAAUACCGGAUACAAAAGAAGUUUUAAAAAAAUGUCAAUUGAAGCUUUCCAUUUAUCCACAAAAAGUGAAAAAAUCCUUCUUGACUCCAUUCUGGCAUUGGAUUUCUCCUUAGAUCAACACACUCUCAUAUUAAUUAUAUCCUUGAAUAUUCUAUUUCUGAAAAGAAAUAUUUAGACCUUUUUAAAAAUAAUCUAUGGAACUGAUAAAAUAGCCUCAUGUUUGUGUGUGUGUGUAUAUAUAAAUAUUAUAUGUGUAUUAUAAAAAAACACACAAACAAAAUAUUCCUCCCAUAAAACUUACUCAUAUGUGCUUUGGUUUUCUUUGGUUAGAAAUAAAUAAAUAAAUAAACUUGCAGAUUAACCAGUUGGGUAUCGACUAUGAGCGAAUAAUGUCAGCAAAUCACUUAAUGAUUUAUUUCCCCAUCAAUAUAAUUCAUAAAAGUAACUUUCUUUAAAAGACUGGAGCUGUUGGUUUAUAGUGCACUUUGCAUAUGGUUAACAAAAAUCUGCAAUGAGUGUUACUUAAAAUCUUAACUACACAAUACUUCCACAUUGGGGCGACUUCACCACACCAUGAUAUCAUGGAUGUGCUUAAACAUUUUACAGAGAAAUUCCUUAAACGUGGAUGUACGCUCAAGUGUUGUCUCCAACAAUGCUUUACAUAGACAUCUGCUGUGACUGGUGUUGCCAGACAAAGCAAGUAAAUGAAAUAAUUAUUAAUUUAUUAAAAAAAAUUAUUAUAACCAUUAACUAGAUUUUGGUUAGGGGUUUAGUUUUUCUUAAAUUGGGGAAGAUAUAGUUCCUCUCUUUAAAGGUGUUCUUGUCCAAAACGUAUGUGACUUGAGUCGGCAACAAAAAUACUUUUUUUUUUUUUUUUAUCUAUUCUAUCUAACUGUACUUGUGUUUUUAAAAGUGAAAGAUAUUGUAAUAAUAAUAUUUUAAUUUUCUGUAGUAUCUUGGCUAUUUCGGUGAUGCAAAAACAAAAUACAAACGUGUUUAUGUGAAGUUUGUCGAGAACACAAACAAAAAGGAGUACGUGAGGGUUUGCUCUCGAAAACCGAAAACCAAAAUUGCUCCACCUGCAAGGUAUUUUCAUUUGUUUUAGAUCUUCUGAAAUCUUGUUUGUGAGAUUGUGCCUAAGUUCUUGAAGAAUUUUCACAUAGACUACUAUGCUGAUGGGUAAUUGGUUUUGUUAAAAUGUGUUGUUUGUGUGUCUGUGAAAUCAUUGUGAUAUUUUGUUCAGUUGUGUGCACUGAAAGCUCAGAAUUCUAAUUGAUCUAAUGUAAUUGAAUGUAGUGUCUAAAUUCUAGGGAUGUGUGGCCUUGUGGUGAAGUAAAUAUGGGAAAUAAGGGGUGCGCCAGAGAGACUUUAUAUAAAACAAUAAUAACGGAUAGUCCAAAUAAAGAGUCUUAUCUAAAAUGCUCUUAUUGGAGUCACAGAGUCUAUAAGGUGCUUGGUCAGGAACAAUGUCCUCGCUGUCCUCAUCCGUGUAGAUCCACUCAUAUGCAAGAGAUAAAACAAAUAGAGAACCAAAUAGUGCAAUAAGUCCAAUAAUAAAAUAAAUAAAAUAUAAAAGGCUGGUAUAAAACUCACAUGUACAAGAGCUAUAGCUAGCUCUAUUGUAAAAGGCGUACAGCGGUACAAUCCCCGCUUAUGGGAUAUGGGGUAAACUUCCUCCGUCAAUGGUAUGUUUGACACUCAAAUAAAAAGAGACAACCAAUAGUGCUCACUGGAUAAAAUAAUGGAAAUAAAAUAUAUAAAAUGGUACUCACAAGGAAGGAGCAGACCAACUGCUCCUUGAAGAUAGCGCUGGUGGUAUGAUCCCCACCUAGGAUUACUUGGAGUCCAGGGUAAUAAAAAUGCCAGGUAAAAAAACAAUCUAAAGUGUAUAAAAACAUAAAUGGCACAAGUAAAAAGUGACCAAAUCUUUAAUAUAUAAAAAUACACAAAAUAAAAUAUCCACAAACGCGUUUCGCCAAUACGGCUUUAUCAAUAUGGAAUAAGGACCUGAUACCUGGCAAGAAAGGUUUAAAUAGCAGUUCAAAUCUUUGAAAUUGGUGCCAAAAUUAGGAACAGCCAAUCGGAAUCUUCGUUAUAAACAGUCAAGUUUAAACAUAUAAAAACAAAAUUUUCUUAGUAAAUAUGUAACCGCUGGUGGUUCCCUUAUUUACCACUAUAAUGUCUUAAAGCAUAGAACUUAGUAGGGCUAACCAUACAGAUAUCUUAGCCAUAAUUUUAUAUAGUGUAAGAGAUCCUCUAUUUAACAUAUAUAAAUAAUUGAGAAUACAAUAUAAAAUAAGGAUUGUCUUGGAAGCAAGAUUGUCUUUUGGAUAUUUAUUAUAUAAAAAUAUAAAAUCCAUUAUAGCAGAGUUUAUAAGAUUAAAUUACAUGCUUGCAAAUAUCAUUAAUAGGUUAACAUACCCUUCUGAACAUGUCAUCAUGUCAGCCUCUCUGUCAUUUUAAGAUGGAGCAGCGUCUGUCUCCAAGUCUCUCCUCUGUGUCUUAACAUUUAAAAGUACACCUAUUUAUACCUUAGGUGUCUCCAUUCUAAGGUUACUGUAGUUCAAAUAUGAAAAAGUAACACUUCUUUUACUUUAUUCAAUUUAGGACCUCCCUUAAUUUGGCAAACAUACAAGGCCAUAACUAAAGGGUGUAUACGUCAUGGAAAUUUUCCUGACUUAGUUCAAGAUGGCAUCUUAAAGUCUGAAUAGGUUAUCUGUUGUUUAUACUAAGUCGUAAGUGUACAGUCGCGGGAGAUUCCAGGAUUUGGGGAAGUUCCAUUAACUUGGGGUUACCACAGUAUAUUGUGUACUGCAAGUGUCGUAGAAUAGCCUUGAAGCUUGUUUAUGCAUUAUUGUUAUUGUAAUUCGUCUGGGACAAAAUGGCGCAAACAUAUUAUGCACUGAGGUUAUUGCUUAAAGAAACAGUUAAGAAAAACAAUAUGUUCCAUUUCUAACACCUUGUCAGUUUGCAAUAUCUCUUAAAGACAAAGUACACAGUUUAAGAAAUACAACAUUUCAUUCUAAAACUUUUAAUAUUUGCAUUUGCCCGUAACACCCUCUCCAUUAAACUGUGGGCAUUGUAGCGCAUUUCUUCCUUAAAUUAGUAAACCAAAGUUCUCCAACUGUUUUUAGGUUUUUUAUGCUCCCAGCAUCUUAGAUCAUUGUUGUAACAGUAAAAUAUCCGUAGUGUGAUCUUUGCCUGUAAAGGUGGUUGAUUAAAAUGAGCAAAGCUUUUGUCUGGGAAAGAAUUGAAAAGAACACCAAGUUCCAGAGUAAGAUAUACUUGCAUGGAUCUGGAUACGAAUUGUAAUCCAAAAUUAAAAAUAGUAAUUGUAUUUGUAAUCCAAAGUCUGUAAAGGCCUGUAGAAGUUUACAUUCCUUAGAUACAUUGCUGGAGGUUGUGUUUGUAGAAUACCCGGGUAUUAGUUAUAGAGUAUAGGUUGUAGAGUCCAGCUUUCCAAAUAUUUGGCUAGAAUUGGUCGCAGAUAUUGAUCAGCAUCAUCUGUUAUCACUGUGGUGAUGGCGUUGGUAUUUGUCUUUGUCUUUUUUUAUUUAGUUUUUUUCAUGAAACAUUUUUUACACCAUUUAUGAUGUGUAUAGAUUGCAUACUCUCCGAUAUUCUUUUACGGAAUAAAUUAAUUGACAGCAUUUCCAAGACAUUGUCUUAAGUGACAUGGAUCCCAUUAUAGUAAAUGUUAUGUUGAUACAGCAAUUGAAGUGGAUUCUCAGGAACGCCUCUUUUUGCGGUAUUUGAAUCUUUGUAACAUCUCAGUAAUAGACAUCUCACUGACAUCAGGUGCUGUUGUGCUAAAAAUGUUACAGGUAAAAUCUGUGGAAAAAUCUUUACAUUUGUUAUACUUUGUAUAAUAAUGAUAGAUGAAAUAGUAACAUAGUUAAUCUUUCUAGUGUUUUGUAUUAGAGAUAAACACCCUUGUAUAUGAUAUAGAUAUAUAAGGAUAAUUUGAAGCAGCAAAGUAUUUACCUCCCUUGUUCACAAUGGUAUGUAAAAUUACAUUCUCUUUAAAUGUAAAAAAUACUCCUUUAUUCAAAAUCUCUCAAUAUAUUUAGAAUAGUUGCUAAUUGGAAAUAUGACGUUAAUUAUCUUUCUUUGACCUGUUAGGGAGAAGACAACUUAUUCCCUAGUUAUUAUUAGUAAAUGUAAUAACUACAGUUAUUAGUGGCUUAAAAUACCAGAAACCCCUCAAAUAUUGUCUUAGAAAACAUUUUUUUUUUUAAACCAAGAUCUGACAGCCAUUGUGGAAAGUCACGUUUGUGAGAUUGGUUGCUUAACAAUGUGAAUCUUAAUUGUUUAAGUAUAUUUUUCAGCGGCUGUUGGGUGUAGCUUAAGAUGAUUAGAAUUUUUUAUUAUUUCUAAAAGUGAGUUAAGAAAGCACUCCAAUACAAUAUUGAAGGUAUUUAUAUUUUAACACUACCUUUGUAUAGGUGGUUUUAUGUACCUUUAACCAUCACAAACCAAAUAAAAUUUUCUUGGUAUUUGAAAAACUGAUAAAAUAUUUGAUUACGUGUAUUUUAAUAUAUAUAUAUACAUAGAGUGGUAUGGAUGUUGAAUUUAUAUCUUUGACAUCUUUUCACAAGUUUGCAAUAGGUGACCUAACUUAUCAAUUUCCAAAAUAAUCAUGUAUAUCACCUGGAUGGGUUAAUCCAUAAUACUCUUUUACUUUCCCUUGACUGGACUUAGCUCUGGCAGACUGAAUAUUUUUAUCAUUAUAAAUAAACUUUAUGAUAGUUGAAGUAAAGUUUCUGCCUGUCUUUCAGUUCAAUUUUAGCUGUUGAAGUAUUUCACUUAUAUUAAGUGAUUAUACCACUCUGCAAACUUAAACGAAUAUAGAAUAGUUUCUGAUUUAAUAAAAACAUUUUACAUUUUCUUCUAAAGUUUAAACAUUAAUUAUUAUUGCAGUUGUUAUUGCAAUCAUAUGAUCUUUAACUAUCAUGAUUCAAUUAUUUAUAAGGGUAAUUAGCUGUUAUGCUCUUAUACUUUAUGUCUAAUAUAUUUGUUUGUAGGCCAGACUGCAGCUGCAUAUGGUAUUUUAGCAAUAAUCUUCAAUUGUGUUUCAGAUAUUCACAAAGUCUAUCCACCUUGGUAAUUAACACAUUAUGUGUUUAUUUUAUACCAUUAAUUAUAGUAUCUCUAUUAUAUUACACAUUGUCACUGACACAUUUCUGAUACAGGGAAAAAAAUAGCAUGAUUGCUUUAGUAAUUAUAAUUUUCGGUCCAUGCACCACAUUCUUGGAAGUCCAGAAUAUAGCAAGAAUCCAUUGUCGUUUGAUUCUAUGGAGCCAUUUAACGUUUUGAUUGGUAUAGUUAUACCAAAAGAGAAAGGAGUACAUCGGUAGAUCACAUCUGCAACAGAACCAUUACAGAUUCCUUGUUGUAUCAAUGUCUCUGUGUUUAUGUUUACAGGAGUUCCUUGCUUUGUAGGUAUGUACAUAAUAUGUAGAGUUUAAGAAAAGCUGCAAAUCGUGCUUUAGUACAAGUGUCCCGUGAUGUCAGGUUUCUGAAAGAUUUUGCUGGUCUUUUUAUAUUCCAUUCUCUUGGCAGGGCAUCUGCUCUUAGUAGGCCGGUAUUGUUAUUAUUUAUUAAUUGCAUCAAGGUUUCUUUCGUUAAUUGAUGUGUUUCUACCAAAUUCAAAUUCAUAUGCCACCAAAUGUCAUUGUAAAGUUCAUUGUUACAGAAUAUUGUUCCAGGAUGGUUUUUCACUCCAAUAGGAAAUCUAUAUUCCUCUUCUUCUGCUCCUUCCUAUAAACCACUUUUUCUGAGUUGUAGGCAACAAUCUGUCUUGUACUGUGAGGUGCUUUGAUAGUCAAUCAGGUUUUCUCAGUACCAUGUUCCAUCUUGAAAAACAGCUGGGUGUUGACAGUUAUCAGCCUUUAUUUCUUUUUCCGGUCAUCUUCUGUCUGGAUACAUAAUUGCAAUGUCCAGAAUUAGCAUAGCACUUCUUUUCAGCAUAAGAAGGCUGUUUGCGGUAGUCACUCAAUGAUAAACUAUAUGGCAAAGUCUUUUCUUGCAUCACCUUCAUAGGUGCAUCCAAAGUCUUUCACAAACAUCUGUCCCAUCUUUUUCUGUUUUCAGCAUGCUUUGUCAUCAUUGUUGAGUCCAUUAUUAGGAUUUGUAUUAGUCCAAUCACAUCUUUCUCAUGUAUAAUCGGUUUUUGGAAUGAUCUCAAUAGGUUCCUUAUGAAAUACCAGUGUAGGCAAUCAUUUCACUGUGAGCUGUGUCUCUCCUUAUGAGAUAGUUCUUGGAGGUAGUCCUCACGAUCACAGAACUUGUAUAGUGUACAGUCCAAUUCAGUCCAGGUGCUUCCUGCUUGUUAACAUAAUCCCAAUGCAGUUUUAAAAUCACAGCUAGGGUUGAUGUUAUGAUAAUGCUGCAGAUUGUAAGAAGGAGACACCAUAACCAAUCCUUUUGCUUCUAUCUUUGCAUUUCUUUCUUACUGUAUUAGAUAAUGCAGGUUCAGUCUGUUUUCUCCAGAGUCUUUCUUAUAAUGAUGUUGAUGAUUCAUUUUCGUACAUUCCAUGUUAACUGUGAAUGUAUCACGUCUGUCUGUUCAUCCUUCUCCUUUAUAUUUGCAGGUUCAGAUGUCAGAUCAUGAUUCAGUCUGUUACGUGGCUAUGAUUCUGGUGGCUUUUCUGUCGUCCUCUGUUUGUUUUAUCUUGUCAUCUUUAACAGCAUCCAUUGUAUCAGUCAGUGGUUCUGUGAACGUCCUGGAAGUAUUUAGCAGGUUGUAAAAUAUCAAAACUUACUGUUCUCUGUUGGCUCUGAUUGUUCUCUGUAGUAAAAGUUAUCUGAGUCACCCUCUCCAGGACAAGCUGGCCAACAGAAGGAAAUAGGUGGUGGUGCAAGGCGAGGUAGGCUGGAAAAAAAAAUUCCCUAAAUUUCUCUAAUAGAACCAAUGGUUCUAAGCUCUCCCUGGUGUAGAAAUAUAUUUGUCAGUGAAAAACAUGUAACAUUUCAUAUGGUGUCUCACCAUUUAUAUCAUCAGGUAUGUUGUGAAUGCUCAUCUGUACCAUAGGAAUAAAUAGAUACCACUGUGUGGGGCAAGCAACUAGUAACUUGGUUAAUAAUCAUUUAACCUCAGCAUUUUCCCAGACCACAACCCCACUUCUUUGGGGGUGGUUGGGGCACUGAAAUCCCAAAGUAACCCAAAUGGGGUUGCCCAGUUUUAGGUUUCCUUUGCAGUAACUGCAGGACCACCAUCCAAAUGGAUGGUCCUGGGAUUAUCAAAUGCAUACUAAGGAAGUGAGACUAGAAAACGUGGCAUCAGAGGUUGCACUUCACACAGGAUAUAUCCAAGUAAACCUGGUACAUGCAUCAACACAUACAAAAACAUAUUUAUAACCAUGAGAUGUUGGCACACUUCCAAUAUAUAGUAAUUCAAAAAGUAUGUUAGAUAUUAAUAUUUCAAUAAAUAGUACAUCAGUAAUGUGGCAAUAAGCAAAUGCUUAUGAUUACUAAACACAUGAAUUACAGUAUUUCCCAUAUUGAGACCAUCAGUAUUCCUUUUCAGGAGUCAGAAGUACAUUACCUCUCUCUAUGAGAGCUUGUCCUAGCCAUGAAAAAGCUUUUAGGGCAAGUCCAUCUUUCCUCUAUAGGAAGAACAACCAACAUAUUACCUUCAAUGGUUAUGUAAUUAACCCCUGUAAACGAUAGGAGUAUUUAUGCGGAUACCAGGUGGAUAAGGUCUGGUUAUCCUUGCAAGCAUAAACUCUGCAUCAUGACUGAGAGAUAGGGUAUGCGAUGUGAUCCAGUGACCACAGAAAAGCGUUGGUAGACACAUUGCAUCAAAGUGCCUGUUAAUGACCAACUACAUGAGGAGAGGGCCCAUGCUUUGUUAUAAGCAUGUCCAUACACGUAUUACAAUGCCAGGCUUUCAGUUUGUUUCCACAAAGCAAAAUGCAAUUGUGGAUAUAAACUCACGACGUAUCGUAAGAAAAACUGUUUGAACACCAGACUGAGAUUUGAGAUCAGUGAACAGUGGACCAAAAUAGAUAAAUGAAAUCCUAUCAAUUAAUAUACUUUCUUUAUAUUACUUUAUCCUCUGUAUUAACUAUGAAAUAUUAAAGUUAAAACAAUAACAUUUAAAAGCCAACUUUUAGUGUGGAUAGGAAUUACAAGGCCGUUCAUAAUGUGAGAUAAAGAACAGCUUUUUAAAACCGAAUAGUCUGUGAACACAAGAUGACCUUGCGCUGAAAACUCACUUGCAGGGGAAAAACAAAACCUUCUUUUUUUCUUUUUCUUUAGUAAGUUAAUUAAUUAAUUAAACAUAGUUAGAACCUCCCUCAAAGUCCCGAUGACUUUGCAAGAAACAUGUCGUCCUUAAAUACUGGGUAAGUCUAUUAAACAGUGACAUAGCAUUGUUACCCUGUGUAUUAUGUUGUCACAGCUAUAAUGUGCAGUAUAACAAACUAUUUUAUAAGUGUUGGGCAAACUGUUCAUUAAAAGCCAGUGAUCUAGCGCGCUAUAGAACAUUUAUUUAUUUAUUCUUUAAAGCUCUGACCUCAAUCGGCAAAGCAAUAUUGUAAUGGUGUCCAUUGCAAUCUUUUUAAAGAUACCUGCAUAUUUAAUUAAAUAUCCUUUAUAUGUCUUUAAGGCAUAAAAUAUCUGCAAAUUAAGAUUAUAUACAAAAAUGCAUGUCCUGGGUGUUCCUGUGAUUCCUUUUCUAUCAUUUAUUUAUUUAAAAAAAAAUUUAAGUCUGGAAUCUGAUUUCUUUUGGGAUGAGCACCCCUCUGAGCCCCCCAGUUUCAGAGGCUUCUUUGGAGGUGACCACUGAAAAGUAUAGAUUCUAUAAAAUAGAUGUGAGGGGGCUUUGGACAGUAAUGUCACUUUAAUUAUACUUUUCAUAUAGCAGAUAUGUGAUAUGCAAUGUGUUUUAAUAUAUCAGAGUAUUAUCACUUUAAUUGACACUGCAAUUUUAAUGUCUGUUUAGAAUAUUGCAGGCUUGCAAUAUCAAAUUAAUUUUGCAGUAUAUAUAUUCACAAUGCUCUUACAACAUAUUAUUAAAAUUAGCCUCUUUCAGAAUUGUAGAAUAUGUGGUGGAACUGAAUCCCCAUAUAUGAGAUUUGAAACUGUAUUUUUGAUUUCUACGCUGUGCCCUGAUCAGUAUUUAUAUACAUAAUUGCAGCAGCAUAUAGCUUUUAAAGAAGCAAUCAUUUCACUCAUCAUGUGUGGUUGACUGUGGACUUUUUAAAACCUACUUUUAAUUUUUUUUAUAAAUCUGUUUCUGGCUUUGAGAGAGCAGGCUGCUGAAUGCAUGUAAAUGCUCUUAAUGCUUAGUCUCUAUACAUUUAUUUAUUUAAUCGUAUUUUAUAAAAACCUAGUUUAUGAAAUUCACUGAGAUUACAUGUGUCUGAUCUGAUUACAGUCAGUAGUACAAUAUAAUUGUUCUAAUUUCCUUACUGCUAGUACGGUGGGAUAGCACCACUGAUUUAAGUAAGCUUUCCCUUUUAAAAUUGGUGGACUUUAAUCCUGCCAUUGCAAUAGACUAAAUACUGUACCUAAGUAAGCAAAGUCAUUAUGUGCAGGAAUUGUACACUUUAAAUAGUAGAAUACUUAUGCUAUUCUAGUGAAUUGGGCUGGCUGCUUAACACAUCAUUUAAUAUCUUUUGGUCACAUUUAAAGCUGUAAAUGUAUUUAACAUUUUAUUUAAAUAAGCCUUUAAUAAUUUCAGUUUAAAAGUUAUUAGAGAUCCUGUAUAGUUACAAUUUUAUUUUGCCCUGAUUUAUCUUACAUAUAUAUUAUUUUUAAUCAUUUUAUCAAUAUUUAUUUUUGCAGAGCAUUUAGAGAAGCAAAGGAUGUAUAACCACCUGUUGCCCUUUUUUAUAGAAGGGUAGUAUAAUUUAAACUCUGUUUAGGAAAAAAUAUGAGCUAGUUAGCAUAUGUUAUAUAAAAUAUAUGCUGCAGUGUACUGUAUUGAAUGUAUUUAAAAGCCAUGUCUUUCUCUUUAUGGCUGUAUGUAAUAAUGUUGUUCAUAAUUUGGAAUAUAAAACAACGACUUCUCAAUUCCUUGGAAUGUUUACAUGUCUCUAUCUCCGCAACCUUGGCUGGAAAUUCCAGACUCCAAAAAUAGUUAUGCUGUUAUAAUUCCUGAUUUUCAAUCAACAGCUAGAGUAACUGACAAUAUGGAAAAUAUCACUGUUUUCUAAAACCUUUCUUAUAUAGUGGACAUUAGAAUCCAGAACGCAGUAAUGCAAUAAUUAAAAAUCCUGUCUGUCUGUUGCAUGUAUGUUUUCAUUAAGCCAUAAUGCAAUUUUCUUUGCAUUCUUGGAAUUAGACUUCAAAUUUCAUCGCUCUGUCUUAUCACUUUUCUUUUGACAACAUUUUGCAUUAAUCUUUUUCCUGCGCAUGCAUACUAAGCAGCUACAAAGAGAACAUAUCCCCCUGUCUGCAAUCCACUGUCCUGGAACUAACGGGCCAUGCUAUGCUGGUGGAUUAGGCAUUUGUUCUAUUAUGAUAUUAGUUAAGAUCCACAAUUUCAGCAUUGUAUGCUAAUUACGUUGUACCUGGCACCUAAACUCACAGUGCCUUGUUCACAUUAAAACCAUCUCUAAUGAUGAAGAUCUCUCUCUGAGUCUGGGCUACAAAUAGCUCAAUAGAUUCUUGAUAUUUCAAGACUUGUGCCAUGACAAAGUAUUGUGUCUUCUCUUACGUAUAAGAGGUUACCUAGGUAUUUAUUUUAUAUUUAAAGCUUCCAAGUACAAAGUCCCUUCGUGGUCGCCAAUUGUAACCGCUGGUGGUUCCCUUAUUUACCACUAUAAUGUCUUAAAGCAUAGAACUUAGUAGGGCUAACCAUACAGAUAUCUUAGCCAUAAUUUUAUAUAGUGUAAGAGAUCCUCUAUUUAACAUAUAUAAAUAAUUGAGAAUACAAUAUAAAAUAAGGAUUGUCUUGGAAGCAAUCGUUUUGUCUUUUUGGAUAUUUAUUAUAUAAAAAUAUAAAAUCCAUUAUAGCAGAGUUUAUAAGAUUAAAAUACAUGCUUGCAAAUAUCAUUAAUAGGUUAACAUACCCUUCUGAACAUGUCAUCAUGUCAGCCUCUCUGUCAUUUUAAGAUGGAGCAGCGUCUGUCUCCAAGUCUCUCCUCUGUGUCUUAACAUUUAAAAGUGCACCUAUUUAUACCUUAGGUGUCUCCAUUCUAAGGUUACUGUAGUUCAAAUAUGAAAAAGUAACACUUCUUUUACUUUAUUCAAUUUAGGACCUCCCUUAAUUUGGCAAACAUACAAGGCCAUAACUAAAGGGUGCAAACGUCAUGGAAAUUUUCCUGACUUAGUUCAAGAUGGCAUCUUAAAGUCUGAAUAGGUUAUCUGUUGUUUAUACUAAGUCGUAAGUGUACAGUCGCGGGAGAUUCCAGGAUUUGGGGAAGUUCCAUUAACUUGGGGUUUCCACAGUAUAUUGUGUACUGCAAGUGUCGUAGAAUAGCCUUGAAGCUUGUUUAUGCAUUAUUGUAUUGUUAUUGUAAUUCGUCUGGGACAAAAUGGCGCAAACAUAUUAUGCACUGAGGUUAUUGCUUAAAGAAACAGUUAAGAAAAACAAUAUGUUCCAUUUCUAACACCUUGUCAGUUUGCAAUAUCUCUUAAAGACAAAGUACACAGUUUAAGAAAUACAACAUUUCAUUCUAAAACUUUUAAUAUUUGCAUUUGCCCGUAACAAAUAUACAAUAUGAUAGGCUAUAUAGACCUUGUUUGGCUAUAAAACAUUAAAAACGAAGAUUAUUUUGAGUAGAAAUUACUUUCCAAUGCGGUCACAUCUACUAGAUGUCAUCACGCACUAGGCAACUAUGUAUUGAGAGAGAUUACAUAGAAGGGAACCUAUGCCAGACACAAUUGGUCUCCCUGGUGGUAGGUUUUCAUUUUUAUGGAUUUUAGGGAGAAAAUAUAUGACUGAUAUUACCGAAAUUUUUUUAUUUAAAAAGUUAAAUUCGUGUUUAUUUAAAAUCCCCAAAUUUAAGCCUUUAUUUAAAAAUUGGGUUAAAAUAGCUUGUAUUUGUGCAGUGGGGUCUGAUAAAAGUUUUUCAUACACAUCUGUAUCAUUUUAUUGUCUGUGUGCUUCUUCUAUAUACAUUUGGCUGGAUUGUAAAACUAUCCCUCCUCCUUUAUCAGCUGGCUUGAUUACAAUAUUUUUAUCUUCUUGGCGUUCCUUUAGUGCCAAUUUCUCUGUAUGUGUGAGAUUCUGAGGGUCGUAAUUGUUAUUCUUAUUUUUUUCUAAAUCUUUUACAACUAAUUUCUCGAACAUAGUGAGGGAGCCAGACUUAAAAUGAGCAGGGUAAAAGGUGGAUUUCUCUCUGAGGUGUGUAUUAAUUAUGUGAUGAUUGUUUGUUUGGGUGUGUGUGAGGGGAUAAAAUCAGAUUUGAAAUAGGAUUUUCUUCACUUUUGUCUAUAAAAAAAUCUUUCUGGACAAAUUUAUUAACAUCAAGGAAGGCUUCAAAAGGUUUAAAAGAGUUAGUUGGAGCAAAUUUAAGACCUUUACUUAAAAGUGAUAUUUGUGCACUAGUUAAGAUUUUUUUUGUAGUGAAGUGUCUGGAAGACCAUGAUGGUUGCAUAGCAGAUGAAAAUUACUGGGCUGCAAUAACGUAAGCUUUACAAGAGAGUUCCUUUUAGAUGGAGCCGUAUACACCAUUUCUUACUUACUCCUCACAGGACCUCUCACACGAAGGUCAGUGGAAACAACAAGGUGACAGAAACUCCGCCGCCAAAAAGUGUACCCCCUAAAGCUGUGUCUGUGAAACCUAAAGCAAAACAGCCAAAGGCGAAGGCUGAACCUCCACCAAAGAAGAGGAAACAGUGGAAAGAGGAAUUUGAAUCUUCCCAGUCGGAUUCCUCUCCGGACAUGCAAAGUGAUGAAGAAGGUGGGCUGCAUUUUGCAUUUUUAAUUCUGAACUUUGUCAAAACCUGCACAUAAAGCUCCUUUUUGUAAAAUGACAAAAGAUGAUUCUAGUUAUUGUUUACGUGCUGCACUAUGGGUGGCUUGGAUGUAAUGCUACCCUGGUUUGCCCACUAUGUCUUCCAUAUAGAUAAGAUCUUUAAUCCUGCUUUCAAUUCCGCAUUGUUUUUUUUUGUUUGUUUUUUUUUUUUUUUAAUUAACAUUUGCUUUGUGGGAUAAAGCAGAACUUUAACUAUCCUAUGGUGGAUAAUUCUUGUCAUUGCUUUACCAAACGGUGCUAAAUUUUACAGAUUUUUAAUUCUGUGUCGCCACAACAGCAUUAGCUGGUUCGAUUUUUAUAGGCAUAUGAUAGUAUUGUGGCAAGUUGGAUAUGCAUACUUUUUUUUUUUUUUAAGUGAAAAAAGUAACGAUACAGCAAACGAGCUAUUAGCAAUAUGGUUUAAGCUAAAUUAGUGCGACUAGCUUGAGGCAUCAUGUGAGAUCGACAGGCUUGUAUACUUAGAGAAAACAGUAAUGUACAAUUCGCUUGCCGCGUUUUAAAACACACAUUUUGAAAUUUUACUGAUUUAUAUACUGUUUUAUAACUUUUGGUUCAAAAAUGGAAUUUCCCUAAUGUACAUGGGUUGUGAAAAGUGCAUUGCUCAUUGAGACAGCGACUUUUAUUGUUUAACAAUCAUAUUUUUCAGAGUUUGAGCCUCCUCCACCACCAGUUGUCACUCGCUUUUUGAACACACGAGCCAUGAAAGAGACCUUUAAAGGAUACGUCGAAUUACUUGUUGGUCUUGCUUUAGAUGGUGACAUGGUACAAGCCUUGGAAAAAGAAAAUGGUACGUUCUGAAGCAAUAUUAGAGCUUUUAUGUAAUUUUUACAGUCACCUUGCUUAUUGUCAAAAGGCACGACGCACAAAGCUUUGUGUGUAUGCUGACCAUCUAUUCCUUGCAACAGGAAUUCUGUAUUGUUACUGAAGGGCUUACAAUAUACUGGAACCUAACCCUGUGGUUGUUUUAGAAUUGAUUUUUAUUGCGAUGUUGACUUAAAAAAAAAAGGAAAAUCUGAACUUGUGUAAUUGUCACGGCUGCUAGUCUGGUCCAACACGCAGAAACUAUGUAAACAUAUACCAUUAACAGAUUUAUUUAACCAAUCAUUGUUAACAGGAGUAGUCCCAGAAGAUUGGAAGUUAGCGAAUGUUGUGCCCAUUCACAAGAAAGGUAAUAGGGAGGAGUCGGGCAACUAUAGGCCAGUAAGCCUUACUUCAGUAGUGGGGAAAGUGAUGGAAACCAUGUUAAAGGAUAGGAUUGGUGAACAUCUAAAAACACAUGGAUUUCAAGAUCAGAGACAACAUGGGUUUACUUCAGGGAGAUCAUGCCAAACUAAUCUUAUUGAUUUUUUUUGAUUGGGUAACUAAAAUAAUAGAUUAGGGUGGUGCAGUAGACAUUGCUUACCUAGAUUUCAGUAAGGCUUUUGACACUGUUGCACAUAGAAGGCUUAUCAAUAAACUGCAAUCUUUAAGUUUGGAUUCCAAUAUUGUUGAAUGGGUAAGGCAGUGGCUGAGUGACAGGCAACAGAGGGUUGUAGUCAAUGGAGUAUAUUCGAAGCUUGGGCUUGUCACCAGUGGGGUACCUCAGGGAUCUGUAUGUGGACCCAUUCUCUUUAAUAUUUUUAUUAGUGAUAAUGCAGAAGGUCUUGAUGGUAAGGUAUGUCUUUUUGCUGAUGAUACUAAGAUAUGUAACAGGGUUGAUGUUCCAGGAGGGAUAAGCCAAAUGGCAAAUGAUUUAGGUAAACUAGAAAAAUGGUCAGAAUUGUGGCAACUGACAUUUAAUGUGGAUAAGUGCAAGAUAAUGCAUCUUGGACGUAAAAACCCAAGGGCAGAGUACAGAAUAUUUGAUAGAGUCCUAACCUCAACAUUGAGGAAAGGGAUUUAGGGGUGAUUAUUUCUGAUGACUUAAGGUAGGCAGACAAUGUAAUAGAGCAGCAGGAAAUGCUAGCAGAAUGCUUGGUUGUAUAGGGAGAGGUAUUAGCAGUAGAAAGAGGGAAGUGCUCAUGCCAUUGUACAGAACACUGGUGAGACCUUACUUGGAGUAUUGUACACAGUACUGGAGACCGUAUCUUCAGAAGGAUAUUGAUACCUUAGAGAGAGAAGGGCUAUUAAACUGGUUCAUGGAUUGCGGGAUAAAACUUACCAGGAAAGGUUAAAGGAUCUUAACAUGUAUAGCUUGGAGGAAAGACGAGACAGGGGGGAUAUGAUAGUAACAUUUAAAUAUAUAAAGGGAAUCAACACAGUAAAGGAGGAGACUAUAUUUAAAAGAAGAAAAAUUACCACAACAAGAGGACAUAGUCUUACAUUAGAGGGACAAAGGUUUAAAAAUAAUAUCAGGAAGUAUUACUUUACUGAGAGGGUAGUGGAUGCAUGGAAUAGCCUUCCAGCUGAAGUGGUAGAGGUUAACACAGUAAAGGAGUUUAAGCAUGCGUGGGAUAGGCAUAAGGCUAUCCUAACUAUAAGAUAAGGCCAGGGACUAAUGAAAGUAUUUCGAAAAUUGGCAGACUAGAUGGGCCGAAUGGUUCUUAUCUGCCGUCACAUUCUAUGUUUCUAUGUUAUACAUAAAAAAAGAAAGGAAAUAAAAGGACAGAGCGUAAACCGGACCUUAGAAUGGCCGGACUAAUACGCUAGAGAUAGAGAAUGGUCAAAGGGAAAGUCGAGGUCAAGGAAGCCAGAAAUAAUCAGAAACCGUUUAAACAAGCCAAGUCAGGGGAACCAGAAUUCGGAAUAACCAGGGAAAAGCCAAGAUCAGGAUACCAGGAAGUCAAAUUCACAAAGAUAAACGCACUCUCAGAAACCAGGAGCAUUAAACCACGACAGGGCAAGGAACUCGAGUGAAUUAGGGAUUUAAAUAUCCCUCUCUGGGCUCUGAUUGGUCAGGCGGUGACCUCUGAACCCAGAACGUGCGUGUGCGUCAACGUUGUGACGUCACGCGCACGUCCGUAUAAAUUUGAGGGGCGCGGAGCUUGUGAUCUGCGCGACCACGUGGUCAGCACCAUCUUUGAUCUGGGCGCAACGCCCAGAAGACGCGGAGGAGUAGUUCCCGGCUCGCCGACGAGCAGGUGAGCUCGCAAUAUCGGCAAGGUUGUGCCAGUCGGGCGCGGCAUGCGGCCGGCCGGGAGCUGCAACAGUAAUUUUAACCUUUGUGAUAUUUGCAAAAACAUAAAUUGUACGCCAACGAAGCUGUUGCCUCGUAUUCAGAAUAUAAUCCUCACCAAAUUCUCAUCCGUGCUUAGAUUAGGAAAUAUGUACCAAAUAAUCGUAUUCAUUGGAUAUCAUAAAGAGAAUCGCUGUAUAAAAGGGAUUUGGAUUCUGCAUAUGUGUGCUCAGACCUGCUAAUAGGCCUUCCCUCAUUACAAUACUGAUGGCAACAGAGGGAAUCCCUCUAAGUUAGGGUUGUGGUUAUGAUAGAGUAAGAGUUAAUUCUGUGUUUGCAUUAAUGCUGGGUUAAGGAUAAGGAUUGUAAAGGGUUAAUGUUAGAGGUGCUGUAAGCAUAGGUUCCUGGGGAUAGGAUUAGCAUCGGUUACCAAAAAUUAAUCUAGAUUUUAGACAUAUGAGGCAAUUAACAAUUGUGACUGAUUGUAAAACUGAUUGUUAACCUACUUAAUGUUGUGGAAUACAUAUUAUAUUACAAAAAGGUGUGUGUGUGUGUGUAUGUAUGUAUAAAUACACAACAGACACACAGUGGGAUCCUACUUUGUCUCAUUAUAUGUUAAGCUUAACGUGUUAAAGACUUAAAAUUACUCAGAUCCAAUCAUGUAGGAAACCUAGGGAAAUGCAAUAGUCUGUGAUCACACACCUUCAUGUGCAACACAAUGAUCUGUUUGCCGCCCUUUACACCAGGGCUGUCCAACCUGCGGCCCCCCAGAUGUUGCUGAACUACAACUCCCAUGAUUCCCUGGCUAUCUGUUUCAUUGAAAGAAUCACGGGAGUUGUAGUUCGGCAACAUCUGGGGGACCGCAGGUUGGACAGGCCUGCUUUACACUAUGAAUACACUGCAAAUGGACUUUAAAUGAGUAGCUCGUUGCUGAAUCCAUUAGCUGUUCCAGCCUGCCAUCAAUCCUAUUUUUAUUUUUUUUCUCCCUUAUCUAAAUAUUGAUUUGAAUGGCUUUUUGACAUGUAUACUUCCAUUACUUUGCUGGUAAUUGUAUUUAUUUUUAGAUGAAGUUCUGCUUCCUCAUAUGAGAAAAAUUGAAGGCAUGUUGAAUGAAAACAGAAGACGUCUUCUAACAAAAUUACAGUUGGAUCAAUCUCUUAAGGUAAGAAAAGAUGCAUAAUGUGCAUUCCAUAUACACUGAUUUUAGGGUUUGUUUUUUAACGUUUUUGAGCUAACUACAUUUUGAUUUGACCAGUUGAUUACCACACACAUGAUUUAGUUCUGUCUAACACAAUGUUUGUGAAUAAUCUUACAGAAUGCCUUGGAAAACUACCCCGAUGUUGCAACAAUUACUCGUGACACAAAAGCAAAAGUUUCUGUGUGCAAAAUAAAGACAAGCGGCAAGUGGUAUAACAAAAAAACCUUCCGACCAACUAAAACUGCUGCAAAGCAGUCACAGGUAUGAAUGAUUGGGAGGGUGGUUUUAAACAUGUGACUACCUUUAAAUAAAUUGAAAGGGGCUUGGUUAUGUGGGGAACAUUACUUGAUAAUGCCUGUAUAUGUCUUUGUGCACACAAAAAUAAAGAAUAAAAAAAUAAAAAUUGAAAGGGGCUUUUGUUGUGGACCAAUCAAUGUGUUUAAGGACAAACAACGAUCGUUGGAUGUUCUGCAUUUACAGCUCCAGUUGGACUGUUAGGAUAUCACAGGUGGUUUGGGUUUUUUUGUUUUCUCUUCUUAGUAUAUCCAUUCUCAGAGAGCACUUUCCUACUGCAUAGUAGCUUUGAUUUUAAAAAAUUUUUAUUUUUUUUAAUUGUACAUUUUUGUAACCUUUAUUUGUUCCAGGAAUUCACUGUAGACCCUGAGAAAUCGCAGUUGUGUUCAUUGUAUCAUGCACUCCAUCAUUACAAGUACCACAUAUAUCUUGUAUGCAAAGAUGAGGUAUGUUCCAUUGCUAUUUCCAGAAAUGCAUUUUAUUUUAGAUUCCUUUAUGUAUCACCUGUUAAAGUGAAACUCUAACAUUAGAAAAGUAAGCAUAUUUCUAAUGUUCGUUUCUCCUAUCUAAUUUAGAUUUAGUGUUCCUUGGUAAAACUCACCUUUUAUCUCUUACUGCACUAGUCUCCCCAUGGCUGCUUCUCCACCCCUCUCUAAUCUUUAAUGAUUUUCUCGGUCGAUGUAAUGUUUUUCCAUAGAGUGAGCACCAAUUGCCACACUUCUCCAACCUUACAGAUAUAGUAUGACAAAAAAAAUUAAACAGAAUUUCAGAGUAUUGAGCUACCAGCUCUAAAUACAAGUAAUUUGUUAAAAGGAAUCCGCCUUAAAAUGUCCUUUUAACCAUUUCCAUUUAUACAUAGCGUAACAAGAUAACUCCCUCUAGAAUGUAAGCUCAUGGAGCAGGGCCCUCCACCCCUCUGUUCCUGUACGUCCAGUUGUCUGGUUACAAUUACAUGUCUGUUAGUCCACCCAUUGUACAGCGCUACGGAGUCUGAUGGCGCUAUAUAAAUAAUAAAAUAAUAACUGGGAGGCAGUCCUAAUGCCAUUUACAAAAAACAAAAAAAUUGAACUGCACUCGAUCCAUAAAUAAAGCCUGAGUGCAAACAAUCCUGGGGCCAGCACCAAGGCCCAAAAAGUAGUUUGUCGUCCCUGAAGAAAGAAAAAGGUCCAGGCAAACCAAGGCUUAUAUCAGCAUUUUAUUGAACUCCUGUGUCCAGCGGCAACAUUGUGACCCUAGAGUCUUUUUCAAGCUUGGAUCUAAGCCUUGGAGUGCCUAGGCCUUUUUCUUUCUUCAGUGACUACAAACUAAUGCCAUUUACAAACCCAAAAGGGAUUUAACUUAAAGGAACAAUUAACAUUUUAGCACAGUCCAGUUACUACAACCAGCUAAACGGCUUUAAAACUAUCAACUAUCUUACAAUACUAUUUUCUAUUUUAUGCAAACUUGAAAAAAAUGCAUUUUCUUAGGUCUCCAUCUCUUUCUGUUAAAAAAUAUGAAUAAAAUAGUUACCUUACUCUAAACAUUUUAAUCAGUCAUGUUUGAUAUGAUGUGUAUAGACUCAUUGACUUAUAUUUGUUGAGUGAUUAUGGAAUUCGGAAAGUUAUAAUUUUUAUACAGUUUAUAUACUGUAUAUGCACAAACCAUAAAAAACAUUUAGAUAAUACAGACCAGUGAGUGCCAACAUUAUUCCAUGUACAUAUAUAGAUGGUUUUGAGAUGCUGAUUGUCAUAAUAUGGAGAUCGCUUCCCAAUGCUUCUAUCUGAAGAAGCUUAGAAUUGUCUGAGAUUAUCAGUAAUAAUAAUAAUCUUGGCCAGGGAAUGAGCAGUAAAUGUGGAGAAACAGGCGUAGUCAGGGCCGGACAGUGUCUCUGUGAUCUCCCCAGCCGUCCUCAGCCCAUGGCCAUUGGGGUCCACCAGGCAUUUGCCCGAAGGCCAGUCUGGGCCUGGGCGUAGGAUAGAACGUUAGAAAAACUGAUUUAUUUAAUGCUUAUACAGAGGGACCCCGUAACUAAAUGGAUAUAGAUUACACCUAAUGUUGGAAAUAUGUUUUUUAUAACUGUAGCGCUCUACUUUGAGUCAAAAAAGUACAACACCAGAGACUUUAUAUUAAUAUGAAAAAAUAUAUAUAGUUCCUGGAGACUGAAUAUGCAAAAAGAUUCCUUUAUUCAAAACUCAAUAGCAAUGUUUUGGUCUGACAUAGUAGAUUGGUGAUUCUGCUAUGUCAGACCAAAACAUUGCUAUUGAGUUUUGAAUAAAGAAAUCUUUUUGCAUAUUCAAUCUCCAGGAAUGUAAUAAUUAUCCUUUUUAUUAUUAUUAUUCACGGACUAUGAAAUGUUAUUGGGUUUAAAAAAAAAACACUGCAAUGUCUGCAAUGUGUUUGACUGAACUCUAGAGAGCAGUGUUGUGUUCAAGUGCAUGUUAAAGUAAAAUAUUCUUACUACUAGCUCAGUGCAUUAAAAUAAGCUGAUCUGGCAGUUUAAUUCAUUUUAUUCUAUAAAUGCUGUUAUUUUCCAUUUUGUUUAACUGAGGUUUCUCUGACAAGAAAUUUUGGUAUGGCACCAAAUUUAAAUAAGUAACUAAAAAAGGUGGGAGUAUGGGACCUGAUGCGUAGAUAUGGUAUAGCGUCAUUGCAUAAAAAAUAAUUCUUCUAGAUUUACAUGAUCUAGAAAUUUUGGCUACCUUUGGUCACUAUUCUGUUUUCUGUGGCUUCCAGGUUAACUCUGUUCAGAAAGCAAACCGGGAUCUGAAGCAAGAGGAGUUGAUACACCACUGUCUGAAAAACAUGAAAUGGGUGGAAGAUCUUUUUGAAAAGUUUGGCGAACUUUUGAGUCGUGUGCAACAAACCUGUUCCUAAACCCCAGCUUCUACCAUACUCUCCUUGCAGUAUAUUUCUCCCCAACAGCACUAACCUAAUGGAAGAGGGAAGAAUACAAAUUCUCCGAACUCGUAGAAAAUGUCAGACUCCCAUCAGUAGACUCUGCUAUUGAAUCUGCAGCUACGUGCCUGCAUCUAAUCAAGCUGUGUCAGAAAAGAACAUAGCCCGUUAUUGCUUGGGCAGCAAGCACGUAUUCAUCCUGGCCUUUUUUUUUUUUUUUUUAUUAUUAUUUUAUUUGUAUGAAUGAUUUUUCUAUUUUGUAAACUAUUGGGUAAUGCUUUAUUUUUAUUUUAAAGGAAUAUUGAUUUUUCUUUUCUUUUUUUUUCUUUUUUUUUUUCUUGCAAAAUGAUACAGCAUGCACUAAAUAUAGAAUGAAUUUCUUUAUUAUCUAUAGCGUUAACACGUAAAAUGCUUUACUACAAUUUUGUUUUUUGUUUUCCUGAUUAUGUAAAAGAAGAAAAAAACAGAAAAAGCACCCAAAAGGUUUAUGGUGGAGGUACAAAAACAAUAUUUACAUUUAGAAUUUCUGACCACCACAUGUUAAGGGUAUUGUACAUUUUGUAAAACAGAAUUGGCGGAAUGUCAGGUAACAGAAACCACCAUGAUUUAACAAAAAAAAAAAAUAUCUUAGAAAUUGUUAUGCUUUAUGGACACCUUUUACAAUAUAUUUUCCAGGAAACUGGAUAUGGAGCUGGUGCAAUCCUAUGACUUGCUUUUUUUUGUGUGUGUCAAAAUAUAUUAUAAUGAGAAAAAAAAGACCUUAACUAUUUUCCCUGUUUUGAAGAAAGCUAUUUUCCUUUAUACAGUGUUUGUUUUUUUGUUUUUUCUUUUCUUUUCUUUAAAAAACAAAAACAAAAAAAAUCAAUUGUACAUUUUAUCUCACUAAUAGUUGUAUUUUUCACAGAGAAAAUAUUGUGGUUCAAAUUCUGUUUCAUGGAUCUUUGUAAUACACGUCCCCAUGGUUUUUCAGUAAAUCCUAUCCAUUUAUGUGUUGAUUUCACAUUGUAUGCAUUAUAUCUUGGGCUAGGCCUCUCCCCUAGACAUUAGAUGCAGUGUGAGCCUGCAAGUGUAUAGCAGGAAACAUUAGCUUUUACAUAUAGCUAUUAGACUUUGCAACCAUUUUCUGAUCCUUGGAAAUAAAUUCCUUUCAAACUUGCACUUGAUUAACGUAGCGUUGUUUAGCAAAUUUGCAAUGUCCUCCUUUCAUUUUCUAGUGCUUUCCAUUAAUCUCUGGAGUAGGCCUGUGCUUGACAAGUUGAUCAUUAAUCAAGGUUUAAAUUGAAAGAAAAAAAAAUGCCCCUUUUCUAUUUUGGGCCAAAGUCAUUGACAUAUAGGCUGCAGAAGAUGGACUUCUACUACUACAUCAGUAUGUGUUUUGUCAUUUAUUUUGGUACAUUCUGGUUUAAGCCAUAUACACAACAAGAACCAGUUUGAACUGAUUUUUACACCAACAAUCCUGAGCAAGAUCUGCACAGUUAUCUGGGACUAUCUGUAGAAUGUACUUCUUCUGUUUAUACAGACUGUGACCUUCAGUAUGUCCAGUUGGUGUUAUUUCAUUGGUGUCACAAACGUGCAAUGCUGAAUGUGUGGUUUGUAUUGAUAGUGCUCGUUAGAAGGCACCAGAUUUCAAUUAAUAUUGUAGAGCAUUUUUUUUUUCUUCUUGAAGCUUCCUUGGCACUAUGUUGCACAUAAGAAUUUUAUGAUUUGCAUUCUAUAACUUAAUUCUGUCAAUCUUCAUUGGUAUGGAGGACCAGCUUUUGUUGGACCAAUAUAUUUAUGCAAUUUUGUACCUUCCAGUCUCAUAUCCAGUUUCUAUUCUUCCCGGUACCCUUAUCUGAUUUCUUUCCUCGGUCCAUGUCUAUUUUUUGUCCUUCGCCUCCUUUCGUCCAUGUCUUCACUUGUUUUAUUAUUCCAUCUCUCCUCGCCUACUUCUUUUUCUAUUUCCAUAUUUCAUGCCAUCUCCUCUUUUCUCAAAAUUUCCCUUCUCUUCCUACGUUAGUCUUCCUAUAUUUACUUUACUUUUCUCUUUCUGUGUUCUCUUUUCAUUCCCCCUUUCCAUCUACACUGUCCUUCUCUUGGCAUUUCCUUUGCCUUCAUCUUUCCAUUUCCCAAAUCUCCCCUCCCUCCUUUCAAAGUAUAUAUUCAACUCAACAUCAUUCUACCCUUCAUGCAGCCAUUCCAUCUCACUCUCCCAUUUACCCUUCCCCAGGUUUCACCUGUUGGUGGUGGUUGUGGUAUCCGGUCAGUGACAAGAGGUCUAUAUACACGUUAUUACCAUUUCAUUCUUCAGCGAACAUGGCGUGAUGUUUGCCUUUGAAUAAUGCAUGGAUGUGAUGUCAUAACCCUUGCUAUUCACACUUAGCCCAAUCUCACACAGAAUUGCAGAGUAGAUGCAUAACUCCUGUCACCGGUCUGAUACACAAACACCAACAAAUGGUGAGAAUGAGUGAUUUAAUAUCCAAACGUUAAAUAGCUUUGUUAUAAUAUCACUUCAAAGAAACACUAUAGUCACCAAAACAACUUUAGCUUAACAAAGCAGUGUUUGUAUAUAGAUCAUGUUCAUGCAGUCUCACUGCUCAUUUUUCUGCCAUUUAGGAGUUAAAUCACUUUUGUUUCUGUUUAUUCAGCCCUGGCCACUUCUCCCCUGGUUAAAUGGGAAGAAAAAAAAUGGUUUCACUUUUAGUCAGAUAUAACUUACUUUCAGAGUGUAUCUCCUGCUCUGUAAAUUGAACUUUAAUUACAUAGAGGUGGCACCUGCAGGGUCUUGCAAGCUAUUAACAGAGCAGGAGAUAAGAAAAUCUAAAUUAAACAGAAUUUGCAAUAAAGGAAGGAUAAACUGUAGAUGACUCUUUACAGGAAGUGUUUAGGGAGGCUGUGCAAGUCACAUGCAAGGAGGUGUGGCUAGAGCUGCAUAAACAGUGAUUUAGCUCAUAAAUGGCAGAUAAUCUAUACACCAAAACUGCUUCAAUAAGCUAAAGUUGUUUUAGUGACCAUAGUGUCCCUUUAAAUUCUCCCCUUAAAUUUCUGUAUGAAAUGCUGCUCUUUAAAAUACGACAUUGGAUACACUACAGAGGAAAGAAUUAAUUUACAACUACACUAGAUACAUUUUCUCUGUUUAGUAACAGAUUAGUCCAUGCAUAGCGGAUUUUGAAUUCCCAGUACUUCACAGAUCCCUUUUGUGAUCUAGAUCUGCAAUGUUAACAUACUGGCAUUCUUCUAGAAUACAGGUGCGUUAAAAAUAACCAAAAACUGCAUCAUACUGAUAUGACGUACCACACCAAAUACAUUUCCUGUUUUAAUCUUGCUGUAUUUAUAACUGGUUCAAAAUGUUCUAUAGUAAAGGUACAAAUAAGGGCUUCAAUGCAGUAACAGUGUCAAAUGUUUUUGAGUGUCUCCCUCCCUUUGUAAGCAUAUACUUAUUUUCUACUUCACAGGAUGAGAGAGGUAAUUCAUCAAUCCGCGCUGACCUCUUUAGACAUUUGUAGAUUUAUGAUCACCAUAAAGAGGAAAUUAAAAUGUUGUGUAACUGGCACACGAAGCUGCAUACAUUAAUCUAUUGAAUGUUGUAUUAUCAUAGGACUUGGUAGAACUAAAGUGCCAGGUAGCUGUUACGCCAACAUUUUACUUACUAGCACUUUUUUUCUUAAAAAUAUGUUCUUUUGAUUUCUGUGGAGAAAAAAAGCCUUGCCUUUAAAUACCUUCUAGGCUCCCAUUUUGCAGUAUACGUUGUGAGACCCUCUACCGGUGCACAUUGCUUCUUAUUUUUGGUCAAAAUGCUGUUGAUAAAAUGUCCACAACUUUUAUUAAGAAACUGGUGUGUGUGUACACUAUAUAUGUUUUCAUUGUUUGUUUACCCCAGUAAACAUUAAAUUGUUUUAAAUUUUUCAAUGUGUUCAAAACCUCAACACAGUAAUUAUAAUUAAUUUUGCGGAGUGGAUUAGUCCUUAUACAAAACUUCUCCGUGAAGGUGAGUUCUCGCGGAAGCCAAUUGGGGUUGCAAAGUCGCAGGCAAACUGUGUGCACUGAUGCAUGUUCCUUAAAAAGCAGAUCCACAGUUAAAAUUAUCCCACUUUAAUAAAUUAGUAGCAGCCCGAGGUGCCCAGGCCAGUAACUUUUCAGAAGUCUAUUGAAAAUGCCAUAGUGGACAUUAUAUCAAUUGAAAGAAGUAAGCCAUACGUAAACUAUUAACCAAACACCUUUUUUACAUUUGACUCAAAUGCUAUUAUUAUGGUGGCAGUUUUGUUUUGUGGUUUGUUUGUGGGGUGUUUUUUUUUGUUUUGUUUUUUAUAUAGCAGUGAAGUUGUCAACGUGAUUUAAUGGACUGUAAUUUUUUUUUUUUUUUUAAAGCAAAUUAGUUUUUUCAUAAGAGCAAGAUUAGGUUGUUUUUUUUUCUGCAACAAAAACCUCUUUAACUGUAACUUUACAGUACUGUUACUUCACAUCACUGCUGUGACUUGUGAAAUUACUCUGCAUCACCUUUAGUGAGUUUAAAAGUCCUCACAGAUAGUUUUUUUUUUUUGUUGUUUUUUUUAUCUUUUGUCCGUUUCAAAUUACAAAACAUGUUCUCGUUUGUUUUUUAGAACACUAAAAAAAAAAAAAAACUUAUUUAUAAAGAUAGAAGUGAUAUAAAUGUAGAUCCUCUGUUCCCACAGAGCGUGUUUACAUGCAGUUUAAACUACAUAUUUAAUUUUCAUUUGAAUUGCUCAAUUUAUAACUUCGUAAAACCAUCAUGCCAGGAAGCCAUGGCUCACAAAUCAUUGCCUAAUGGCACGAUACAUUUUUUAGUUAUGUAUUCAGGAUCACUGUGGAUGUAUUCUGAUACAAUUAGGACAGAUUUAUUUGGCUAGUAACGAAUGCGUCUUUUGAAGUAGGUUUCUUUAAGUAUAAUUAUUUCUUUGUAGUGAAGAGCAUUAGAUGCAGGGCUUGUUUAAGAGUUCUCCACUUUUUUAAGGCCCAAUGGAAACAUUGUGGUUGACAAAGUUUGAUCAGCAUUAAGCGCCAAGAAUAAUAAUUGGUUUACUACUGUCCAGUAUCUGUUAAUGAACAUUAUUUUACAUGUUGGAGCUAAAUCAGAAUAUUUUAUAUUUCACAAAACAACUAAUAUUGAAGCUGGGAUAGUGGUGAUGGGAAAAAAAAUAUUAUGCGUUUCUAAGUCUUUUGAUGGUCUCACAUUUUGAAUCUGUAAGUUCCCAGAUAUUUGUAAGAGUUUGAUUUAUACACUUAUCACAAUUGUUUGUGUUUCCUGGGGCUUGCAAGUUGCCCUACGUAGGGGUUGCCAUUUUUUUUUUUUGCGUUUAUCCAUUUCAACUGUAUGCAAUUGUAAAUAAUACCGUUUUUUGUAUUAUAAUUUGCUGUUACAGAACAUAUUAAAAUGAAUACGCUUUUUAUUGAAUGUUUG